This is a messenger RNA of Neohortaea acidophila, 4464 nucleotides long. RefSeq lists its product as uncharacterized. Gene Ontology annotation, molecular function: microtubule binding. The transcript has a single exon. The coding region runs from base 1 to 4464 and encodes 1487 amino acids. NCBI's taxonomy places the organism in Eukaryota, Fungi, Ascomycota, Dothideomycetes, Mycosphaerellales, Teratosphaeriaceae. The record is from RefSeq and is a predicted model, not a curated record.
AUGGUGUUCACCAAUCCCACCAUCAACCCUCCCCGCCUCUCCUCAUCCGCCAAAGUGCGCGCCACAUUCCUCCAUUCCCGAUCCCCCUCCCGAUCCCCCACUCGAUCCAACGACCCAGUCCUCCGGGAUCUCUCGCCAACCAAAACCCUCCUGGCCUUCUCCUCCCACCCCGAAGACCCCCGCAACGAUGCUCUCACUAGGAGCAUUCACAACGCCUCACCAUCGCAAAGAGCAUUGGGAAUCAAGGUGGCUCGGGCUUGCGCCGAUCUGCGCUCAUGGACCACCGAGCUCGACAGCUGGCCCUGGCCCGGCACCUUCGACGUGCCCGAGCACAUUGGCAAGAAGCAACGCAUGUCCGACAUGACUAUUCUCUCCCGCUCAGACUCCGAUGACCGGCGGGAGGAUGAGUAUUGGGGUUGCCUGCCCGUGUCGCUGGUCGAGAGAUAUGAACUACGCAUUGACGAGGUCUGUACCGACUUCGACGCAAUCGACUUUGAGGAACUGAAGCAAUUCGUCCUCUCCGCCCAUAGUCGAGCUGGCAUCGGUGACGCCUCGAUUGACGACAGUAUCGGCGCUAUCGGCGCUGCCACCGAUCUUCAACGCCUGGACGACUUUACCGCCCUGAUGACCGCUACCAUCCUGCGAGCACUCCCCUAUCUACCUAAACUGACGCGCUUGCUGGACACCUGGACCAUCCGCCUGUCUGUGCUCCGCUCGACGCCGAAGUACUUACGCGACCUGAAAAAGGCGAGAACCGACCUCAAUCACGGAUGGGCUGCUUUGGCCGUCUCAGACAAUCAGGCCUCCAAUGCCAAUUUGUCUCCCGAGAGUCUGGAAGAUAUGAAGGGCGUCAUCUCUACGCAAGUUUACAGCCUCGGCAAACGAUUGGAUGGGUAUUUGGAUGUACUGGAAGGCCGGCCCGAGGUCGUGCCGGACGCCUGGAUCGAUGACUUUGAGGAUCUGGAGCACGAGUAUGGCGACUGGGUGGUCAAGGCGGAGCGGCGGAUGCUGGAGAAUGAAUGGAAGAGCAUGAGGGAGCAAGUCAGAGAGACUGUGCUCGGGCUUGUGAAGGAGGAUGAGAGGAAUCGGAAAGCGACCAACGAGCCGAAGCCCGACCUGCGGGAGGAGACCCUGCCUUUGGAGCCUGAAUUCGACACGCAGACCUUGAUGAGCCCAACGGUGACAACUCGCUCCGAUAUUGACCUUGCUGGGGCAUACCGCGCGACUCAUACCCUCCGUCCCAACGAUGCCCCCAACUCGUCAACAAUGAAAACCUUGGUGUCGAACCCCACGCACUACGUGGAAGCAACGCCACGCACAUCGAAAGACAGCACUUCCAGUCAGGCACGUUAUAUGCCCAUUCUUGUCGACUACACCCGUUCGGACCAGCCCACGGAGCUUCGCGAUCCUGUGACAGGCCAGCCUCAGCCGCUCUCGCGCAGCACCUCAGUAACAGCAACUCAAACCGCAACGACGACGUCCACCGUGAAGCAACGUGCAGCCUUCCUGAAUGGCGACAUCGAGAAGGACCAAUCUCUGAUCAAGAGCAAGAGCGCUCCCAUUGUGCGGCCAUUCGAACACGCUAGCAACGCAUUCACUCGGCUAUUCAAAAAGGAAGCAAAAGACUUGGAACUCGAUCGCAAGCGUCAAGCCGAAAACGAUCGUAGCCCGGCUGCAAAGGCCGAUCGUGCUGGAUCAAUCGUCUCGGGAAGCAGCAAGUCCGGCUCGGCCAAAUAUUCAACAGCGAGCAAAGAUCAGCGAAUGGAGUACAUGGACAUGGUACGCGCGCCCUCUGAAAGCCGGCCCAGACCCAGGGCUCCAGAGCGAGGCAGGGACAAGACGUCGAAGAAGAAUGUUGGAAAAAUGGCUUACGGCGACCUUGUGAUGGCUAUGCCACCAGCGGCAAUGUCCAUGCCAGCAGCGGCGAUUGCCAAAGACAUUGCACCGGCAAGAAAGAGUGAAGACCUUAAGAAGGCAUCAUCGAGCGUGGAUCGCAGCAGAAGAUCGAGGUCGCCUCCCAAUCUGCCUCGUAAUGAAGAUUCGGGGAAAUUGGUUGCGAUGGAUUUGGUUGGGCCAUCGCUCGCACGGAGGUCGGAGGAAGUCCGACCGGUAGGACGCCCUGAGAUCUCUGGUGUCGCCGAAACGGGCGAGUCGAACAGGCCCAUGCAGCGCUCAUCGGACGAUGUGAGACGUUCAAAGAUUUCAGCUGCCAGUCCACUGAUGAAUUUUACGAACCGAGAUUUGACAGCGCUUCCCAGAGAGCAACAGAGAGAAGCGCAUUCGAGUGCUGUACUCGAACAGGUGACAUCGGGGAUUUACCAACCAGGAAGGCGAUCAGUAGCAUCGAUGAAGGAGAAGAACGUUCCAGAGAUCUACAAACCAACUGGGUUGGCCGCCCCACUCCCGGCGGUCCGGGAUCAGUUCCCUACUGAUUGGCCGCUGUCCUCACCGGCGAGUGAGGCUGAGGGGCUAUCGGACAAUGACUAUUUCAUCGGUCAUUCUGAACCAAGGCCUGCCUGGACGCAGAGAGCCCAGUCGGCCGAUCGUUCGCUCGUGACUAAUGAUUUCGAGGAAUUCUUUGUUCGCUCGUUGCCCGACCGGUCCGGCGUGCAACGCGAUCAUACUUUAUCGAAGAAGGUUGUAGAGCGGGAUUUUGGAGAUAUCACAAGGCCGAGCAGCGCGCCAGGAUUUCGACCUCGUGAAUACAAAGUCAUCACGGAAAGCACUGUGUCGGAGAGUUCCAAAGGUGGAUUUCGCCGUCCUCGGCCAGUCUCCAUGGUUGCAGAGGAAGACCUCUCAGACGACGGUGGAAUCCUGCCCGCUGAAUCUUCAAACAACGCUGCCGGCUAUUUUGGCCAUCAAGGAUUGACCCGACGUUCGAAGAGCGCUGAGCCUGCGAGUCCGAAGUUGCCUGCGCUUACUGUUCCGAGCGCAGAAGCGGUGGAAGCGGCGUCGCGCCCCGUGAGACCUGGCCUUGAUGAAGACGGAGUCAUCCGGCGUGCGUCCACGGCUUCAAUCGAGGCCUACCCGCGCGACAGAGUGCAGAGUAUCGAGAUUCCACGGCGUAGUGUGGAUGCGUUAAGCUUGCCGCAGACCCCAGAAGGCAUCAAAGCGGGAGAACCUAUUCGCCCCGUUCGAAUAGUCAGACCACAGACUCCGAAAGCUCGUGAAGCAAGAGAAGCCAUGUCGGAGAACCCCAUGGAUUUCAACGGAGUGAUGGAGUUUCCGUCUCCACCAAGCGUGCCCAACAGAGCAUCAAGUCUGCGGCGAAACAGUGCCUCAUCUGCAAAGUCAAGCACACCUUCCAACCGAAUGUCCGUCUCUUCUCAAGACGCCGGGCCAUUGAAUUCGCUGGUCUCCAAACAACGACAAAUCCCGGUCCCCGUGCGAGCUCCGAUCGGGACCGCACCCAGCUCACAGACCACGACGCCUGCAUCGCACGUGAGCCUGGGCCACGAUCAUUUUGAUCGCCAUGUGAGCCAAGUGCUGGAUAGGGUCCAAGCACCGAUCAAGUUCAAGUCGCGAGCAGGGGCCGUGACGCCCGUGGCCAAACAGAGCAUGGAGCAGCGACUGCGAGCAAAGGCGGAGAGACAAGGCAAGAAUAUGACGCUUGCGCCUGCCGACAUCACGCCCAAGAAAGCGUCGCCCGCCGACCCCGAAGUUAAGUUGUACCACUUGACGCAGGUUGGCCGGGCGGAGCCCAUCAAGUUAUACGUGCGGCUGGUGGGAGAAGAGAAUGGGCGGGUAAUGGUCAGAGUUGGCGGCGGCUGGGCGGAUCUGGCCGACUACUUGAGGCAGUACGCCGAACAUCACGGCAGCCGCACGAUUUCUGAAGGCGCUUUGGAGUUGCAAAAAGCAGAGGCAGCGAGCACCUCCAGCACUCCUGGUUCCGGCAAGCGCAACUUUAGUGGGCCUGCGUACCCGCCGGAGUCCUCGAAGGCUGCCGCUGCUCGGUCUCCUGUCACUCCGGUCACUAGCAAGGUCACCACUACCACGACGACCACGACCACGACCAAGCCGUCUCGCGCAGGCUUGAGCACGCACACGACUGUUGCGUGGGACACCAGCCGGAGCAAGCCUCGACUCUGGAUCGGAGGCGACACCGACGAGGAGGAUGGAGACGAUCAGCUCUCCUCUCCGCAAGACUCAUCUGCUCCAGGAUCUACGAAGAGUAUCUCACGACCGUCCACUGCCACGGCUGCUCUGGAGAACAGUCGACUGGGCGCUGCUUUCGACCCUGGCAACUCUCCUGGCCUUGACGGCACAACAAGGGCGGAACUGCCAGAACAAAAGGCAAAGUGGGUGGAGGGCAUGAUUGAGAAGGCGAUGAAGAGUGCUAGCGUUGGGGAUAAGGGCGAGAAGGCUGGAGAGGACCAUGAAAAGUAUUUUGGUCAGAUGGGUAAGGUGGGCGCCACAAGACGGGUGGUGUUUCGACAGAGUUCGGGGACGGAGGCCGGGAAGUAA